This is a messenger RNA of Rhinolophus ferrumequinum (greater horseshoe bat), 1088 nucleotides long. It is a transcript of the gene MIEN1, whose product is annotated as migration and invasion enhancer 1. NCBI's taxonomy places the organism in Eukaryota, Metazoa, Chordata, Mammalia, Chiroptera, Rhinolophidae. The record is from RefSeq and is a predicted model, not a curated record. The transcript has 4 exons. The coding region runs from base 727 to 1074 and encodes 115 amino acids. Gene Ontology annotation, biological process: negative regulation of apoptotic process; positive regulation of filopodium assembly.
AAACAAUGAAUGGUUUGAAGAAAUCCAAUGAAUGGUUUAAAGAAAUGGUAGAGUGGGUGACCUGUUAGUAUGCUAUGGUGGGCUAUGGUGGGAAGCCAGGAAGAGACAGGGAGACAGCUUCCAUUUCUAGAAUUGCAAAAUGAGAAUAAUGAUGCCAACCUGUAGUGAAGCUGGGCUAACAGGGGAGGUGCAGGAACUGGGUGCACGUGAUGGGGCGCAUACAGCUUGAGGGGGAGCCCCAAAACCUAUGGUUCCUGAAUGCAGGGGAGACGUGGUCACUGCCCUAGGUUGUGUCUAUGGUGUAGUCAGAAAUACCUGAGGGUGUGGCUGUGGGAUGGUUUAAAAUGCCAUCAGCAUGUUAGCGAGAAAUGGCAACUAUUCUAUACCAUCAGCCAACCCUAGACCCUGAGACCCCUUGCUCCACCACAUUCUCUUCCUGGAAAGCGCUUUGCAGUUUAAGAUAUUUCAUUAGAUCAAAUAAGGCGGUGAAGUCCAGCGGACACCCGGUGCGGGAUAAGCCCAGGAUCUCGUAGAAUCAGCGCGUAGGUAACGUGGUCUGGACUAGUCCACCGAGUGCCCAGCUUUCUAGCUAAGAAUAGGGUCAAAACAGACCAGCAGCAGCAGCCCGCAAGGGGACGCCCGGACGUAACGCGCGACUCCGCCCCUUCACGUGCCUGCGGCGUCGCGUCACACCCGGAAGCAGCGGCUGAAGCGGAGCCCGCAGCAAUGAGCGGGGACCUGGGGCCGACGUCUGCAGCGCCCCAUCCCAGGGAGCUCGAACCUGGCAGUGGGGUCCGCAUCGUGGUGGAGUACUGUGAACCCUGCGGCUUCGAGUCGACCUACCUGGAGCUGGCGAGUGCCGUGAAAGAGCAGUAUCCUGGCAUCGAGAUUGAGUCGCGCCUGGGGGGCACAGGCGCCUUUGAGAUCGAGAUCAAUGGACAGCUGGUUUUCUCCAAGCUGGAGAAUGGGGGCUUCCCUUAUGAGAAAGAUCUCAUUGAGGCCAUCCGAAGAGCCAGUAAUGGAGAACCCCUAGAAAAGAUCACCAACAGCCGACCUCCCUGCGUCAUUCUGUGACUACAUGGGAUUCC